UCUUGUUGGUGAUAAUACUCAAGAAAUGUCUCAUGCAGGAGAAAAGUGAAAAGAGAUGCAGGUGCAAUCAUCUAGUGCGUGGAAGUGGGUGUGAGGCGCAGGAAUGCAAACUAAACUUAGGGCAGGCUCAAAGUACCGCAGCCAACAAGCUGCAAACGAGAGCUUGACUAACGAAAUAUUUAUGUCUUACAUUGAUUUGCCAUUACACCAUCUCUUGAAGUAUAUUCACCCUAGACAUGCUUUUCCCAUGCAGAAUCAAUCUUUCAGUCCCAGGGUUUAUGCGGGAAAAUUGGGGAAACUCAGUGAAGUGAUGACGUUGAAUGAUCUCAGUGUACUUCAAUUUAUUUUUUUGAUUUUUUUUUGGUUCAAGAGGCCAAGACCCAAAUUGCGGGGAGAACAUUUUCGGCUAGACCUCGACUGCCGGACCGGGGGAGCUCGAGACCACAUGGACGAAACCAAACACUUCAGACAAUGUACCCAGGUGGCGCAGGAUAGCCCCAAAAUAGUUUCUAUCUCAGCCUCUCUAGGCCUUCAAUCAAUAGAAUCCAAUAAUCACUUCAUUCUAGCCAAAUGAGACGUGCUCAUGACGAAAUCCCGGUUGAAGUCUCGGGUUCCCGUUCAUCACCUUCAAUACCACUAUCCCACUUUCGGAAG
Messenger RNA from Aspergillus alliaceus, 654 nucleotides. RefSeq lists its product as uncharacterized. The record is from RefSeq and is a predicted model, not a curated record. NCBI's taxonomy places the organism in Eukaryota, Fungi, Ascomycota, Eurotiomycetes, Eurotiales, Aspergillaceae. The transcript has a single exon. Bases 104 to 574 code for a protein of 156 amino acids.